Molecule: messenger RNA, 1350 nt
Organism: Bacidia gigantensis
Lineage: Eukaryota; Fungi; Ascomycota; Lecanoromycetes; Lecanorales; Ramalinaceae
Exons: 1
Coding region: 1-1350 (449 amino acids)
Source: RefSeq, a predicted model, not a curated record
AUGGCAGGGCGCAUACCUGAAGGUCUAAUAGAAACCAAAGAAGGCGUGGCAGGUGAUAUCAGCAAUAAUGAGCGUGUCAACUUCCAGGAUAUCAAAAUAUUGUGGACAACUUUUGCCACCAAUCGUCAAUAUUCGAGGGACAAGCUAGUGGGAAAACGACUAGAAAACCUUUUCUGGCGGAUCAUGUCCAGCGAACGUCUUCUGCGAAAUUUGAGCGGUGAGCAGAUUGCCACACAAUUCAACGCUAUCCACGAGGACGGCGAGAUCAGAACCACACCACAAAACUCGCCUAGAUCUUCGCGGAAUCUGGAAUCUAAUGCUGGGUCAGGGCCAUCGAAAGAGCCUGUACCACGGUCAAAGACCCAAAUUUCACUGCUUGGCCACGGUCUAAGUCCCCAAGUAACGAACACCAGUUCGGUGCCGUUAGGUGUUGAAUCACAAGACAUAUUUGUGGGUCCAACUACUGAAUUCGAAGAUGACGGAGAUGCACCAACUCCGACGCCUUCGAGCCCUUUGGCAAAACUAGAGAAUCCUCGCUUGAGGACACAUAACGGCAGACGAAGUUCACGAAUUUCGAAACCCACACCUAUAUUAAAGAAAUCCAGCUCUGGUAAUUCGGAUGACCUCGCUUAUGAAGCUCAAAGAUCUAGAUCUCCCAAUGAUAGAGGGCACUCAAAUUCAGGGAGGGGCAUGCCAGUACCGCAGUCCACCCGAUUCAGUGAAGAGGUGACCGUUUCUAUCCCAAAGAUUUCAGUCUCGCUGCCUAGGGCCAAACCAAGACGAAACACCAAUGAAGCCGCGCAAUUGACAAAGAAGUCAGGACCACCUUUCAUUGCAAGUACUGGUGCAAGUAAGCGAAAGCCUUUGACGGUAAGACAGAGAUCCUCGCAAUGGGCUCAUUCAAAAACUUCAAUAAGCCCUCCUUCGUCCAGGCCCGAAUUGAAGGCGAGACUGGCAACAACACCUCCUAUCCAGGAGAUUGCCACAGAAGGAGGCCAACGGUCACUGACAACGUCACAUCAAGACUGGGGAGGCGAGUCAUCGAGUGAAGACGAAGAUUCAGCAGAAAUGGACAAAGGAUCUCGAGCGCUGAGCGAACGAAACCAUCAAUCAAGAUCGUCGAAGCAGCCGUCUAUUCAACAAAGGUCUUUCACCAAUCUCUCUUCGCUUGGGGGUAAGGCUGCUGCAUCUGCAACAUCCGCUCCUUACCAUGCCUCCGGUGUGUUGAACUUCGGACAUCCGUUGUCGGCUGGGAAGGAGGCGUUUCGGCAUGAGACUGUGGCCCUUAAAAAGGCUCGGACUCUAACGGAGAGGUCCAUUUACCAAGAACAAAGAGUCAGCUUUCUUUGA